Messenger RNA from Chelmon rostratus (copperband butterflyfish), 2371 nucleotides. It is a transcript of the gene nsun3, whose product is annotated as NOP2/Sun RNA methyltransferase 3. Bases 98 to 1525 code for a protein of 475 amino acids. Gene Ontology annotation, biological process: rRNA methylation. The transcript has 6 exons. The record is from RefSeq and is a predicted model, not a curated record. NCBI's taxonomy places the organism in Eukaryota, Metazoa, Chordata, Actinopteri, Chaetodontiformes, Chaetodontidae. Gene Ontology annotation, molecular function: methyltransferase activity. Gene Ontology annotation, cellular component: mitochondrial large ribosomal subunit.
UGUUGGCGAAUAAACAAGAGAUGUCCUGCAGCGAACUUUUCUGAAGAAACUCGAAAAUUAUGAAAAGAUAUUCGGACAUGUAGGUUAGGCAGUAAAAAUGGAGAACCGAAUGUCUAAAUAUAUGCUUUCAGUACAUCAGUUUUACAGGACGUGGAGGAAUAUUUCUUUAAAAACUCAAAAGCUGACUCCGACACCUCUGUGGUGGUUGUGCUCGUGUUGCUGUCACACGGGCACCGAGGUCAGGUUACAACUGAACCAGCAAAAAGGACCCAACAGUAACCAGGUACCAAAAAGACGCAAAAAAGAAAAAUCUUCAUGUCAGCAAGUACUGGAUCUGUUUGACCAUCAGUACAGUCAGGAACUCGGAGACUUGUGGCCACCUGCAAGAGCAGUGCUCCUGGACCCGUCCUCUUGGCAGUAUGGGGUCAUGCUCAACCGCUUCAGCACUGUAACAGACAUCACACAGAUUCUCCAAUCACAGGGUUUCUCCUCAUUGCUGCCACAAACGGAUGUGUCCACAUUGCUUUGUAAUGGCCCCUCAACGGUGUCAAAUUCUAAACACCAAGCAGGAAAAGACUCACUUUUGCCACCUCACUACAUCUCCAAGUGCCCCCCUAAUGACUCCCAUCUCCAACCUGACAGCAUGUCUCAUGCACCCGGUCAGGACUUUCAAUCAGAGCCUUCUCUCACUUUCCCCCGUCCCUCAUUACAGUGUUACAUCCACCCAUAUCCACUACGGUUUCCCUCCCAGGCCCAUAGGCCUGGCCAGCUGAAGCAGUACUACCUCCUGAAUGUUGCCUCCCUUCUUCCAGUGCUGGCUUUGCAAGUCAAAGAUGGGGAGAAGGUUUUGGAUCUUUGCUCUGCUCCUGGGGGCAAAGCCUUAGCCAUAAUGCAGUGUGCCAACCCAGCGCUUCUCUGCUGCAAUGAACCAGACCCUCACAGACGGAACUGGCUGGGAAAAACCCUGGAGUCUUUUCUGCCUCGCUCACUAAACAGCAGAGUGAUUGUCUCUGCACAGGACGGACGGUGUUUUGGGCAAAGUGAAGCAGGGACGUAUGACAAGGUUUUAGUCGAUGCGCCAUGUUCUAAUGACAGGAGCUGGUUGUAUUCUUGCAGCAGCCAGCAGGGGGAAAAGAGACUGAAGGACAGAGCCUGGCUGCCUGCGCUCCAGGCUCAGCUGCUUAGGUCUGCACUGUCAGCAGUAUGUCCAGGGGGCGUCGUGGUCUAUUCAACUUGCACACUGUCCAGCUCUGAGAACUACUCUGUGGUUGAGAGGGUGCUGAACGACUGUCCAGAGGCUGAACCUGAAGACCUGUGGGAGGAGAUUGCAGUUCCUUUCUCAAAAUACUUUGCAUUUAGUCCUGCUCACCCUGGUCAUGGAGGAGAGACACUUCACAAGCCAUCCCUGCAGCCACAGAACGGCAAUGUGUCCUCUUAUCACCACAGACUCGGCAUUUUAGUGGUUCCUCACCGCGGUAAGACCUGGGGACCCAUGUUUUUGUCUCGGAUUAGAAGGAGGAAAUAGUGUGUAUCCUUAUGUGCUGAAAAGAUAAGCGGAAACAAAUGGCUUAACAUACACUUCACUGCUACAACUUCUGUUACCAGUGGGUUUUUAAAGAUGCAAAGCAUUUCAUGGAACUGGCUCGGUAACUCACACUGUAAACUCUACAUGGUGGUAAUUUUAGCAGACAGGCAGAUGUAAACAGGUUGAUGUCAUCGCAUGCAGGCAAAGAAGGACCCUUGCUCACAUCAUUCCUCCACCUUCGCAUUGAUUAAAGCGGCUAUAAUCAAUACUUUUAUCAUAAGAACAAGAAUGAAUCAGAUGACAGUGUGAAAACAGUAUGAAAGGCAGUGUUAAACCUACAGAGAAUUAUCACCUGAAUCUGCAGCAGCCCUCGCCUUUACGGACCAUUUUAGUGUUAUACCUCAAUGUUUAACUUGACAGUAUUUAGCAGCUCAGAGCCAAAUAUUUUCCGCAUGAGUUGGUAGAGACCAAAACAGAGCUAAAAGAGAGAGAAUAUUGGGAUAUGGUUCACCUGGUGACCAGAAGCAUGACUCCGAAUGAAUGAUAAUGUUGCUCUGUAAUUGCCGCAUGUGUAAUAUGUCAAUGUUGUGUUCAGAGCUUUUUUCUGCAGUGGGCAAGUGGUCUAAAAAAAUAAUGAAGAGCAGGUCUUCUUUUAGCCUCUGCAACAACCCCCUUUAAUUUAACGUUUUAUUAUCAUUAUUUAUUAUUGAUGUUUUUAUGUAAACUAGUGACACAGCAGAUGUACAAUCAGAUGGUAUUGAACAUUUAAAGUGCUUCACAUUAAUAACGCUGUGUGUCCACGUUGUACUGUAUAAUAAAAUUGAUUUGAAUUGAACACCAUAAGAC